This is a messenger RNA of Theileria annulata, 741 nucleotides long. RefSeq lists its product as uncharacterized. The transcript has 7 exons. The record is from RefSeq and is a predicted model, not a curated record. The coding region runs from base 1 to 741 and encodes 246 amino acids. Lineage: Eukaryota; Apicomplexa; Aconoidasida; Piroplasmida; Theileriidae.
AUGAGUAUCGUAAACAAUUUCAAGAAUAUCGACUAUAAAUACUGUAAUUUAGCAGUUCUCAGUGCUUUUGCACUGUUUCAGUCUUCAAGAUGUUUCUUUGAAAGAAGUUCUGAUAACAUCAUUGGAUCGUACGUUAGCCAGAAGAAUCAAUCUGACAAUGGAAGCCUUUCUACAGAUAAUUAUAGAGAUUUGAAGCUGAAAAGGUUAGAUUCUUAUGGAUUCUGGGCGAUUCUGGAGGAUAGAAGCAGAAAGGAAUACAUUUACAUGAAAUCUAAGAAUCUUAAGGAGGGAAUGAAUAAAUUUUUGUCCCUAAAGGAGUUCAAAGAUAAGCCCUAUUUGCUGAAGAAGAAACUUCUGGGACUCCUUUCAAACCCUUUUAAGGAGGCGCAAACAUCAGAGUGGAUAUAUACCAAGACCUCAAAAACAACAUUCCCAAGUAACCAGGGGCCAAACACCGCUGGAAUCGCUACUUUAACAGUUUUUUUGCUCGGCUUUUUGUGUACAAUGCUCUUUGGAGUUUUCAAGUCUGUGGAUGUAAUUAAAACUCUUGCAUGCGUAAACUUCAUCAAGACUUGUUGUAAGGAGAACAACAAAGUGACCAAGCUCAUCGGCAAGGACCUGUCAAUUAAAAGCGUAGAAGGCAAAUUAACGAGUAAUUACUUCAACGGGGACGUGUUGGUUUCAGGAGAUGAUAAAAAGCAGUUAUUGCUGGUAACUCCAACUGACAAUGAAAUUUUAUAG